AUUAUCUUGCGGGCGCGGGCUCGACUAAUUUUAGUUCAACUCUUCUAACGGAAGUAGGAGGCGCUCUGAAUGUUACCACGGAUAUUGUAAACAGUGGGGCCUAAGAGGGAAACUUGUUACAGUUCUCAGCAAAUAACUGCUCACAUUAAAACAUGGCAGAUUCACCGAGCAGAUCUAACCUAGUUUCUCCCAACUCUGAGGCUUCUGGAAAGAAAUCUAGACAAGAUGGAUCGCGACAGUCAGGAAGAGUUACCUUCCCUAAUUCUGCCAAAUCCGUAUCUUCUGUAUUGUCAGAUGAGCUAAAUGUUCCUCAAGGAAAUCCAUUCAAGAUGCCUGCAGACAGUGACAUAUUUGUUCUUAGAGAUAAAGAAAGACAGAGGAAAAAACUUGAGAGGGAAAAACAACGGAAACUGAGGGUUCAUGAAAAAACAACAUACGCAUCAAAAGUAAACUUCCGCACAGCAUCGAUGAUCAAACCAGCAGACUCAGAUGAAGAGAGGGACAUAGAGGACUCAGACAAAGCUAUCGCCGUGAAGGACGAUCCGGAACACACCAUCGCAGUUACACGAGAUCGACACGUGGAAAAGGAAUCUCUAGCAGAAUACAUAGCCAAGAAGAGGGAAAUGUUUUUAGUCCAAUACUCGCUCGGUGUUAAAAGGAAUGAAAUGAGCAAGCUGGAAGAAAUCUCCCAGGCGGAGGAAAAGAAGCUAGAUCUAGCAGAACUUUACCUCCAGGAAGAUGCUGCCAUGUUUGAUGAAUUCCUCAAAGAGAAUGACCACGGGUCCAAUGAGGCGGUCAGGGAGGCUGAGAAUGAAACAAAAGCUAAACUAGAAAAAGUGGCAGAAAUCAAGAAAGUGAAUGCAGCAAUGAUGGCAAUUAAAUCCGAAAUUUCUAAAUAUGAAGACACAUUGAAAGAAUACCAAAUGUACAGAAAAUUCUUGGACAAUCUCACACCUCAGGACUGGCGCGAUAAGAAAGAGAGACAAAAAAGGAAAAGACGGGACGAGAAGAAAAAAGCCAAAGAGCAGGAGAUGAUUGCGUAUAAAAAGAGUCUUCUAGAGGCAGACCCAAAGGACUUUAAAGCCAAAAAGAAAGCAGCACCCAAACCCACCCCUGCACCCCCAGCCAAAACUGGGGCCCCUGCCAAAAAAAUAGAGGAAGCAGACCUCGGGGAAGAGGAGGAUGACGAGAGUGAUGAGGAUCUGGAAUUAUUCUUUGCACAGCCCCAAGAACUCCUGGACAUUUUUGCCGAUUUAGAGGAACAGAAUUUAUCUCUCAUUCAGAACAGCCAAGAAACAGAGGAGGCAUUAGAAGAAAUGAAACAAACAAUUAAACAAACAAAAGUUAAAAUGGAAAAGGAAACUUCAAUAUUGAAAGAACAAAUAGACAAAUUAAAUUCACAGAUAUCCCGCGAAGAAAUAAAGGCAGCAGAUUUAAAAACUAAAGCGAGUGAAAUGCUUAAGACAAUUCAGGAUUGUGGGUUAUUUUCCUAUGGUGAAUUUAAAGCAGAGGACCAGCAGAAGAUGUUAGAUUCACUAAAUUCCCGAGUUGAGGAAGUAUAUCGAUCAAGUAUUGGUGACAAUGAGGCAAACAUUAGCACGUUACAGAUGUUAACUAAUAUAGAAAACAGGUUAGAAGAAUUAUUUGAAAUGAUAGAAACAAUGCCACAAGAUAAAGUGGAAGCAGCAGAAAAGGCUAAGGAUAAAGAGAGGCGGUUAAAACUCCGAGAAGAAAAGAUUGAACAGCAGCGUCUCCACCAAGAGGAAAGAGUGCGUAAGGCCCUAGAGCGAGCGAAGGCCGAGCCCAAGAAACAGACUGGCCGAAAACUUGUGUUCCGAUCAGAACCUCCCAGACACAAGAAACGAGAGGAUGAUGGAGCGGAUCAAGCCUCUAGAGAGGAGGAGGAACUAGCGUACUUCUUCCAGUACUAAAUACUGUGUCCAUCAUGCUGACUAACUGGGAAAGUCUGUCUUGCCGUUCUCUUGAUGACGGAAGUCAGUCGGAACAUUUCGUCUCAAUGUGCUUCUGUUUACAAUAAAAGGAAAAUAAACAAAA
Molecule: messenger RNA, 2055 nt
Organism: Ostrea edulis (European flat oyster)
Lineage: Eukaryota; Metazoa; Mollusca; Bivalvia; Ostreida; Ostreidae
Product: cilia- and flagella-associated protein 100-like
Exons: 17
Coding region: 153-1931 (592 amino acids)
Source: RefSeq, a predicted model, not a curated record